AUGCAGUCCGGAAUCACAGCCUCCUCCGACCUUCACUCGGCAUUCACCACCUUUACCAGCGACACCUCUCUCUUCUGCCUCCCCGCCGGCAUAACUUCCGAAUCUCUCACGCCUUUGCCGGUAAUCCGCUUUCCUUCCUCCCAUUCCGGCCUCUUCAAUAGCAUCCAUACUCUCUCUGACCUCCUCACACCGACCGAUCCCCUCUACUUACUCCUGCGUCGUGCUCCCAAUUCCAAUGAGCUGAUAGCAAUAACAUACAUUCCUUCACGUGCCCCAGUGCGGCAAAAGACUCUCUUUGCAUCUACACGUACCACGCUCAUGCGCGAACUCGGUUCAGAAAAAUUCUCCGAGACUGUCUUCUUAACCGAGAGGGAAGAGAUACUCGAUCCCGCGCAAUGGGAUGAACGUUCCAAGGGCUCUGCCGCUGCGAGCGGUGGAGUCCCUACUUCCAAUGCCAGGGGAGGUGUUGAUGCCGGGUUACUGAGUGUGGAAGAGAGGGAAUUGCAAGCUGUGAAGCGAGCUGAAGAAGAAGAGAGACAUGGGACACGAGGGAGAGAUUUGAUGGGCGAAGGAGGAAGCGGUGCGGGACAAGGGAAAGGUGGUGUGAUGAUGAAGAUUGCAGACGAAGCCAAGUCUGCGUUGACCGGGUUCAAGAGCACUGACAGUUCGGAAGGCAAUAUGGCAGUGUUCGGGAUUGAUAUCGCUACUGAAGAGAUUCAGCUGUUGUCCACGAAUUCCGGUGUUCUGCCAGGUGCGGUGGCUGGAAAGAUUCCAGGGGAUCGACCGAGUUAUACAUUUUACAAUGCACAGGGUGUGCCGGGAAGUAUAUUCAUUUAUGUAUGUCCCGGCACGAGUAAGAUCAAGGAAAGGAUGAUUCAUGCAAGCUCAAGGCUGGGGAUGACGAAACUCGCUGGGUGGGAAGGCGUCGAGAUUGUGAAGAGGCUGGAGGCUGGGGAUCCAGACGAGUUAGGUGGUGAGAGGUUGGAGCACGAGGUCAAGGCCUUGAUCGCCGCUGUAAGUGUCACCGGUGGAGUUGCUGGUGUAGAAGGCGGCGACAACUCGGCUCCCGAGUCAGGAACGGCAACACCCAGAGGAGGAUUUGCCCGACCAAAAAGGCCAGGGAAGAGGUGA
Molecule: messenger RNA, 1131 nt
Organism: Cladophialophora psammophila CBS 110553
Lineage: Eukaryota; Fungi; Ascomycota; Eurotiomycetes; Chaetothyriales; Herpotrichiellaceae
Exons: 2
Coding region: 1-1131 (376 amino acids)
Biological process (GO): barbed-end actin filament capping; actin filament depolymerization
Cellular component (GO): actin filament; cytoplasm
Molecular function (GO): actin filament binding; actin monomer binding
Source: RefSeq, a predicted model, not a curated record